UCACAAAAGACGUUCGAGUUGCUUUUGAAACCGCGAGUAGUAGUGUAGUCUCCUCGAACACGCGAGUCACGCUUACGUUUCGUUUCACGGUUCUAUCAUUAUUUCGCUGUUAUAUUACUUUUCAAACCGGAGAGGAAAAAAUCUUGUCACUGUAUUUUAUAACGCCGACCAGAUCCAUUUUGACCUAAUUAAUAAUAAAUUAUAUUUUAAAGUAUACCAAAAGAUUAUUUAUGUUUGCUUCACGAUCGAGUUACCGCUGACUUUGUCAGGCAGCCUGCUCAGCAGCGGACUCGAUGGCGCUGCACUGCCUGCCUUGCAGCAGCAGCGCAUUGUGGGUGCUGACGGCGGCGUUUGUGUUGCUGUCUGUGCCGACUUCCUACAUUCUGCCAAAGAAAUCAUUACAAGAUGGUAUUGCCGUAAGAGAGAAUGGUGCGCUUAACCUAGAUGUCGGAUCACCGGAGAAUUCCUUCACGGUUGAAUUAUUUCAAUCGUAUUGUCAAUCUGCAGAUCUUGUCCCACAUAUUAUAAUGCUUGUCAUCGGCAUCACUGUUUACCUUUUCGAGUGGAUACACAGAAAACUAAUGGAGAGAAGGAUAUUUAAGCUCCGUAAGUUCCUCGGCGCGUCGCUGGAGCGCCUCCGCGACGCCGACGAGCGGCGCGAGCAGCUCGAAGGCACGCUAAAGCUCGCACGCGGCGCCUCCGCUGAGUACAACAUGCUUUUGUUCCUGCUGCUGCGCGCAAGGGACGGCGACGAUGACAAUAAGCUGCAACUCUGAACUCGGAGAACAUCUAUAUCCUUUUUCAGGACACUGUCUG
Molecule: messenger RNA, 816 nt
Organism: Cydia strobilella
Lineage: Eukaryota; Metazoa; Arthropoda; Insecta; Lepidoptera; Tortricidae
Exons: 2
Coding region: 294-776 (160 amino acids)
Source: RefSeq, a predicted model, not a curated record